Piliocolobus tephrosceles (Ugandan red Colobus) is the source of this 273-nucleotide messenger RNA. RefSeq names its product 40S ribosomal protein S26-like. Gene Ontology annotation, biological process: translation. The record is from RefSeq and is a predicted model, not a curated record. Gene Ontology annotation, cellular component: ribosome; cytosolic small ribosomal subunit. Lineage: Eukaryota; Metazoa; Chordata; Mammalia; Primates; Cercopithecidae. The coding region runs from base 1 to 273 and encodes 90 amino acids. The transcript has a single exon. Gene Ontology annotation, molecular function: structural constituent of ribosome; mRNA binding.
AUGCCAAAAAAGGCCCGCAACCACGUGCAGCCUAUUCACUGCAUGAACUGUGCCCAAUGUGUGCCCAAGGACAAGGCCAUUAAGAAAUUCGUCAUUCGAAACAUAGUGGAGGCCACAGCAGUCAGGGACAUUUCUGAAGCAAGUGUCUUUGAUGCCUAUGUGCUUCCCAAGCAGUAUGUGAAGCUACAUUACUGUGUGAGUUGUGCAAUUCACAGCAAAAUAGUCUGGAAUUGGCCUCGUGAAGCCUGCAAGGACCAAACACCCCCACCCUGA